AUGGAAGAGCUGGGUGAGCUUCUUGGCAGAGAGGCCAAGGCAAAGGGAGCCCAUGUCCUUCUCGGUCCGACUAUCAACAUCCAUAGGUCACCACUCGGUGGCCGAGGCUUCGAGUCCUUCUCAGAGGAUGCGGUGCUUUCGGGAAACUUAGCUGGUCAUUACUGCCGGGGGAUCCAGAAGGAAAACAUCAUUCCCACCCUCAAGCACUUUGUGUGCAAUGACCAGGAGCACGAGCGAAAAGCAGUCGAUGUCAUUGUGACUAAUAGGGCCCUGAGGGAGAUCUACCUCUUGCCCUUCCAGAUCGCUUUAAGGCUGUCGGAUGCAGAGGCAAUCAUGACGUCGUACAACAAAGUUGGGGGCACGCACGUGAGCGAAAACAAGGCUCUGAUCGAUGGAGUCCUGCGAAAGGAUUGGAAGUGGGACGGGACAAUCAUCAGCGACUGGAAUGGCACUUUCAGUGUGACCGAGGCUAUCGAGGCAGGGCUGGAUUUGGAAAUGCCCGGGCCCUCCCGCUUUCGCAACCAGGCUCUCACUGCAUGUUUUUCAGCCAACAAGAUCACCCCAGCCGUACUAGACGACAGAGUCCGGAAUGUCCUGAAAUUGGUCAAGAGAGCAGCUGCUUCUGGCAUCCCCGAACGAGCCCCGGAACGAGAAAUCAACCUCCCCGAAAACAGUGCUCUCCUUCGACGUGCAGCGUCCGAGUCUAUUGUUCUUCUCAAAAACGAAAGACAAAUCCUGCCCCUGGACUCGGAAAAGGCUGUUGCCGUCAUUGGACCAAACGCCAAAGCGGCCUUUACUUGCGGCGGAGGGUCGGCCUGGCUGCCCGGUUAUUACUCCAUCAGCCCUUUGGAGGGGAUCAAGUCCAGAGCCCGCGGCCAGGUACAGUUCUCACGUGGCAUCUUCUCUUUCAAGGAGAUGCCAAUGCUGGGGCCCCUGUUGAGAACUCCCGAUGUGGACAACGAGACGGUUCAACAUGCCGGGAACUCCUUUUUUGGGAUGGGGACCGUGGAGGAGCGCGGAUUCAAACAGCUCGAGGCAGGCAUAGAGUACAAGAUAUUGUUUCGCUUCGGAAGCGCACCCCUCAGCAAGGUAACCAACCCGAAAGUAGUAUCCUUCGGCAAAGGCGGCUUCUCAUUCGGCGCCAGUCUCCGAAUCGACACGUCUCAGGCCAUAGCCGAUGCCGUAACCCUGGCUGCCUCCGUAGAGCAGUCAAUCUUGGUCGUAGGGCUCAACGGAGAGUGGGAAUCUGAAGGAUUCGACAGACCUAAUAUGGAUCUACCACCGCACACGGACGAACUCGUCUCGGCGGUACUCGCGGCCAACCCGAACACCGUCAUAGUCAUCCAAAGCGGAACUCCUGUCAGCAUGCCCUGGAUUAAUGAGUCUGCCGCAGUCAUUCAAAGCUGGUACUCAGGCAGCGAGGGCGGGAAUGGCUUAGCAGACGUGAUAUUCGGGGAUACAAACCCGUCAGGCCGUCUGCCAUGGACUCAACCAAGACGAAUCGAAGAUAAUCCAUCAUUCUUAAACUUUGGAUCUGAGUCUGGACGCGUCUUGUACGGUGAAGAUGUGUACGUUGGAUACCGUUACUACGAGAAAUUGGGCUUGGACACCCUGUUCCCGUUCGGUUAUGGUCUUUCAUACACUACCUUCCUAGGCACUGCGCUGGAGGUCACCGUCUCUGAGGAAAAGCCGCAGCUGGGCGAAGAUGAACAAGUCCGCAUUCAAUUGAAUGUUGCCAACACCGGCAGUCUUGCAGGAUCCACGGUGGUACAGGUCUUUAUUGCACCCGCGCCGGAGACUAUUCAAGCCGGAGGUGUCGGCCGCCCAGUCAGAGAGCUCAAGGGCUUUACCAAGAUCCAUCUCCCCCCCGGUCGCUCAGAGAAUGUCAGCGUCAGCAUCUCAACGAGAUUAGCGACCAGCUGGUGGAACGAGAGACGUGACCAAUGGCAAAGCCAGAGUGGCGUAUACGAGGUUCGCGUGCUCACUUCGCCGGAAAACGUACUCAAGAGGACCUUCGAACUUUCAUGCACAAGAUAUUGGUCUGGUCUUUAG
Phaeoacremonium minimum UCRPA7 is the source of this 2052-nucleotide messenger RNA. Its product is annotated as putative beta-glucosidase protein. The transcript is spliced from 3 exons. NCBI's taxonomy places the organism in Eukaryota, Fungi, Ascomycota, Sordariomycetes, Togniniales, Togniniaceae. Gene Ontology annotation, biological process: glucan catabolic process. The record is from RefSeq and is a predicted model, not a curated record. Bases 1 to 2052 code for a protein of 683 amino acids. Gene Ontology annotation, molecular function: beta-glucosidase activity.